GGUCCUUCAGUGCGCAGUUACGGAGCUCAGACUCAGAGAGGAGGGGGCGUGUCUAUGUUGUCGGAGCAGAACUGGGACAGGAGAGCAGUAUGUAUUACUGUAUUACCACCAGAACUGACUGCCUUGCUGCAGGGAGGUCAGUGCGCGGGGUGAGACUAACCUAAGCGACCAUACGUUAUUGUGUACACAUGCAACUCAAAUGAACAGGUACCGCCGCUCAAAAAAGGAGAUACAGAACCGGGACUUUAUUGAGCUGAAUCACGCUGCCGCCACCAGCCUUCAUUGAUUUUAAGAAAGCCGUUUGAUUGAAGUUGCUACUCCAGAAAGGAGAAGGGAGCGAGAGAGGAGAGAAGGCGCUAACGAUGAACAGGUUCAGAAAGUGGCUGUAUAAGCCUAAGAGGUCGGACCCGCAGCUCCUCGCUCAGUUCUUCUAUGCGGAUGAGGAGCUGAACCAGGUGGCAGCUGAGCUGGACAGCUUGGACGGCAGGAAGGACCCACAGCGAUGCACCCUGCUCGUCAACCAGUUCAGAUCCUGCCAGGAUAACGUGUUAAACAUCAUAAACCAAAUCAUGGAUGAAUGUAUUUCCAGCGACCGGGCGAAUCGGGACUUUUGCGUGAAGUUCCCUGAAGAAAUAAGGCAUGACAACCUGGCAGGGCAGCUCUGGUUUGGGGCGGAGUGUUUAGCGGCUGGCUCGAUCAUCAUGAACCGGGAGAUUGAGAGCAUGGAGAUGCGGCCCCUGGCCAAGGACCUGACGCGCAGCCUGGAGGAGGUGAGGAACACCAUGCGAGACCAGUCCCUGCGCGACCUCAAUCUCCACACCGACAAGAUGAAGGAGUCACUGCGCCACUUUGACAGCCUCUUCGCAGAGUUCGAGCUCAGUUAUGUGUCAGCAAUGGUACCUGUAAAGACACCUAAAGAAUACUACGUUCAACAAGAAGUGAUAGUGCUCUUCUGUGAAACAGUGGAAAGGGCACUAAAGCUUGGAUACCUUACACAAGACAUGAUUGAUGACUAUGAGCCAGCACUAAUGUUUACAAUUCCAAGACUAGCCAUUGUAUGUGGGCUGGUAGUUUACUCUGAUGGACCACUGAACCUGGAUCGCAAGCCUGAGGACAUGUCCGAGCUCUUCAGGCCAUUCCGCACCUUAUUGAGAAAGAUCAGGGACUUGCUGCAGACCUUGUCAAAAGAGGAGCUGUUCACACUGGAGCGCAACCUGUGCAUCUCACAGGAUGGGGAGUUCCCAGUGGUGCAGGCCCUUCCCGAGGCGGUGGUGCUGCCUUCUCUUCCUCCCCAUCUCCUUCCAGUCCCUCCCACCAGUGCCGCGAGCCCCUCUGACCCUGAAGAACCACCUGCCUCUCCAAGAGCAGGGGGGCAGGACAGGGGAACAGGGGACCAGCUGCUUUCGGGGAAGGCGGAGAAAACGGAGGCCGAGCUGGCCUGCUCCAUGCAGUACGACGAGCAGGAGCUGCAGCAACUCAACAUGAUGGUGCACAGAGUGGGUGAUGAGAUGUCCUGCCUACUCUCCCCGCCCAGCCUGUUCCAAUCCCCGGCUCACCGAGGGGGGAGCAGCGGCAACUCCAGCACCGAGGCCUCGCCAGGGAGGAGGCCGUCCGCCCGGACCAACAACAACAACAACGACGAAGAGGAAGAGGACCGUGUCUUCUUUAUGGAUGAUAUAGAAGGGUCCGGUGAAGCCCUGGCUGGGAUGGAUGGCAACUCCUCCUCUUGUGCAAUGAGAGGUGUCCACUGUAAUCAGCAAGACACCAGAAAACCUCCUCUUCAAGUCCAGAGAGAAGCUGACACAGCAGUGGUGCAGAAUGGUUGGCCAGGGGCCUCUCUGGUGGAGGCAGCCCUGAGACUAAACAAAGUAAGUAACACCAAAGCACUGCAACAGCCACCAAUUCCACCACCAGCAGCAGGCACCGACAGCCAGAGCAUUGCACACCUCCCCUCGGAAGGGCGUGAGGACCUCAAUGGCUGGGAGACAGGCACUGAGGACGUGGAAACCGCAGAGAUGAUUGCCCACAGGACUGGCGGGAUGAAAUUAUCUGCCACCGUCAUCUUCAACCCCAAAUCCCCGACCCUCUCCAAUCUGACUGUGGAGGCUGCUGCAGAUAAACUCCUGCUGUCUCCUGCUUCUCAUGAGGAACCCCCGUCGGAACUUCCCUUUGAGGGGCCUCACAAGCUAAAUGGCUUGGCGGCUACGAACUGUCUGAUCAAUUCCUGUGUGUGUUGUGGGAGCUGUGAGGACAGCCGCGAGGAUGGCAUGGAAGCUUCGGGGAACAAGGGCAAGAGGAUGACAUCCGCCAUGGUUAUAGACGCUGCCAGCAGUUUAGUGAACAAGGAAAUGGAUCCUCUCGAUAGUAAACUCGACUGCACAUCGCCCAUACAGGAGGAGGUGAAAAAUGAGCAAAAGUGCAUCAAGUGCCUGACACACACCUCAGGGACACAGGCCAUGACUGAGUGUGUCCUGCAAGGGGAUACAGGGGCCUGUAGCCACCAGAGUCAGAUCGAGAGACGGCGGCAGCCCAGUGGGGGAAAGGAAAGGAAAGUGGAGCUGAAUGACAGGACAGCGAGCAACAGAGAGGCAGAGGAACAUGUCACUAUGAAAUCCAGAUCGAGUUCUUGUGGCAGUUUGCAGGAUUCCCCGCUCAGUUCCAUCUCUAGCAGUGACUGUGAGAGUGUGUCUGUCACCACUUGUAGUCUGUCCAGCACAUACACACCAAGCCCCAUCAGCAGCCUGACCACCAGCUCGUACACCUCAGGGGACCUCGACCACGAGGAGAUCCAGCUUGCCCUGCACGCAGCCAAGAUGGCAUCCCGGGAGAAGAUCCGCUCCCGAUUCCACAGCAGCAGUGACCUCAUUCACCGGCUCUUCGUCUGUAUCUCAGGUGUGGCUGAUCAGCUACAGACCAACUAUGCCAGUGAUCUCAGAAGCAUCUUGAAGACGUUGUUUGAAGUCAUGGCAACAAAGCCUGAACUGGAGGACAAGGACAAGCAGAAGAAAGCUGGCCAGGGCCUGAGAAGUGCAGCACUGGAGGACUGCGCUUUGUGUCAGGAAAACAUUUCAUCCUCCGAGAUUGCUGCCAAGGCCAGGGACGGGGAGUUUGAAGACCCUCCAGACUGGGUUCCAGAUGAGGUCUGCAGCUUCUGCACUGCCUGCGAAGCUCCCUUCACUGUCAUCCGCAGGAAGCACCACUGCAGGAGCUGUGGCAAGAUCUUCUGCUCCCGCUGCUCCUCGCACUCUGCCCCCUUGCCCCAGUACGGGCAGGUGAAGCCUGUGAGGGUGUGCACUCACUGCUACAUGUUCCACGUCACCCCCUUCUACAGAGACAAGACUGGGAUCUGACAACAGUCCUGGCCAGGGGGACAGGAUGCACAGGGACACGUUCUAUUACAAACAAAUAACACUGCUAGAAAUAAUGAUUCAUAUUAAAUAAAUACAUUUUAAAAAAUGGAAGUUGCCUAUAGACCCGGAUAAAAGCAUCGUUGGCAUUGAUGGAGCCUUUUUGUAGAGACUAUUUUAAAAUAAAAAGUUGUUUAAUAACAAGCUGCUGAAAGGGAAGCACUGAACAACCCUUUGCCACAUGGCUACAUUCUUCCACAGCUUUCUUUCAUACUCUGCAUUGGUAAUGUUGGUGUUCUAAUGCUGGACAGAGAAAGGGAACGCUUACUCUUACUGCUACACUGGGAAGGAGCAGGGCUUAGGCAAUAAGCAGCAUUGCAACUUAAUACUACACAGGAAUGGCAUUUUACAUGGUUUUUAUGAUCUUGACACAGCAGCCAGGAGCAUAAUGCGAAACACUAUACAUGUCCUUAAGAAACAAACAAAUUUCAUUUGCAUUGUCAUUGGAUACUGUGCACUGCCAAGGUGAUGUAUAAUUCUAUAAAUGGCGAUGAAUGUGUGUGAAUAAAUAGACUUGUUUUCAUGGAGGAGGGCACCCAUGAGACUCCUUAACACCAGUUCUUGAUGAAUCCACUGCAUAUUAGGUCUGGUAUGCAAUCAAGGGCAAAAUACUGGAGUUGUGCAGACUCUUUGUCAUACACAAAAUACUUUUAAACAGGUAUAUAAUCGUAUAGUAUGUCAAACAGCAUUACUUUAUGUUCAUUUGGUGAGAAUUCAACUGAUAACAACUUUAAUUUCACUUUUCACAAUAGAAUUAUUCAAGCCACUUCACUGAAUAGUGACUCCAGUGGCUGCAAAGCAAAUCUCUCCAGCCACUGAGAUCCAAAAAUUCUAUUAGAGACCUGAUCAUCUCACGUUGUACUACUCUAUCUGAAGACAUGAUGAUUAGGGUCAUGCCUCAAUUAGACAUCCAGUCCACAGCUUUCUUUCAUCAUUCCAAGAGGAAAUGUAAUUGUCAAUCUGUUUUCAUAAAGCAGACUCCGGAAUGCAUAUUAUACUGUGGUAUAUAAUACAAGCCUAAGAAUAGAAUGUAUAGAAAUGAAUAAAUAAGAAGGUGUCUGAUUAGAUUACAGAGCCACACUGUCAUGUUUAGAUUAUCUAUGUGUGUCAGUCUGGCUCUGCAUAGCAACAUGAGGAACUGGAAUGAAGGGAGUUCUGUACUUAAUGUAACUUAAUUAAUUUGGAAAGGUGAAUCAACACUGGAUUAUUCAAUUCAUUCUCAGGCAUGGCUCUGCUUUAUUUCCAGUUGCUUUUUUGAUUUAACAUUUCCAGUAAUAAUCUACUUUACGCUUAAAUCUCAGGAUUCACAUUCCAAUGAUCUAUUUGUUUUAUUUUUGAGUAAAAAAACAGACUUUUUCUUUUGUUCUUUCCUUUUUUUUUUCUUUUUUUUUUUAAAUAUAUAAACACAGUAACGUAAAAUUGUGAAGAAGAUUAAACAGAAAAAAAUGCUUCCUCUGUAUAAACUGAAUGACAUUUAAAGGACAG
Molecule: messenger RNA, 4892 nt
Organism: Polyodon spathula (Mississippi paddlefish)
Lineage: Eukaryota; Metazoa; Chordata; Actinopteri; Acipenseriformes; Polyodontidae
Product: lateral signaling target protein 2 homolog
Exons: 14
Coding region: 363-3350 (995 amino acids)
Biological process (GO): negative regulation of epidermal growth factor-activated receptor activity
Cellular component (GO): early endosome membrane
Molecular function (GO): metal ion binding
Source: RefSeq, a predicted model, not a curated record